GUGGUCCGGACUCAUGCGGGGAGCCGUAUCCGUCGCCCUCGUGUACCUCAACUUCGACACAGGACAGGGUGCCUACCCCUACCCCUUGGCAGGAAGAGGUGGGACAUCAUCAGGGUCAGCGGCGUUGCCUGCUCUGAUGUACGGCAAUGCCUCCGUCAAUGCUUCUGGAAGCUUUAUUGGCUCCGGUGGCGGCUCCCUCGGCUCUGGACGGCUCCUUUUGACGUCGGCUGUUGGCACCAGCCGCCGCCUUUUCGCCUUUGCUUCCAAUCACACCCACAACCACACGCACGCGCGCACGCAUCAUGCCCUUGGACCCAUCAUCAGCGUGAAUGCCACGCCUGCUUUGCCCGGAGCUGCUGCUACCGCUCCGGUUGUUGCUUCGGCGGCAGCAGUAGCAGCAGCCAAGGCAGCAGCCGAGACGAUAGGUCUGACAGGCGGAGUAGCGCAAGCAGCAGGUGUCGGGGAGGGCUUGGCAAGCGGUGUCAUCAACUAUCGCCAUCAUGAUACGCUUAUUGCGUCGACGCUGCUGGUGGUGGUGGCUAGUGUGCUAGUGGUGAGCACACUUACAAAGCCGCUGCUGCAGGCGGUCAUGGAGGCGGAUCCCCGGAAGCCACCGUUGAGGGUAUUGCGCGAGGCCUUGUGUGACCCAUGGGUCGACGCUACCGGUCGGCUUCAAACCGCCACCGGCCGACUGCAGCUCGCAUUUGACCGUUCGUAUCGCCGAUUAGUGGACAUGACGUCUUCUGGUGGAGGCGCAGUGGGAGGUGUUGUUGCUGUGGAAACCAUGCCUAGGGACGCCAGUGGCGACGGCGGCGGCGAUGGAGGCCGUACAAGCGCCUCCUCUAUUGCCUUGGUGACACCCCGAACACACAGCAUCCCGAUAGCCAGCCACGAGAAUGCUAGCAGCAGCACCGACCGAAACGAGGGCGUCUCAGGAUCUAAAUAUAGCGGCGUUAGCUAUCGUCGGAGCAGUGGCCACAUUCCAGCUGCUGCUGUUACUGCCCAAACGGCUGCUGCAGCAGGAGCAGCGGCUGCUGCUGCUACUGCCCUGACCGUCUCCGCAGCAGCAGCCGCGUCUACUGAUACCGGCGGUAGCCAACCCAAGGGCUCGGCAACUCCGCCAGACCAUGUGGCCAGGGCUGGAAUCAGUCCCGUAGCUUCCGCUGCAGAUCUGAGUAUCGGUGGAUUGGCUCCCCAGGAGCGCACCGGCGCCGUCACGUCACAGUCACCAUCCUCGUCGACUGCGGCGGUGCCCUCCUUGUUUAGGUCUCGAAGCCACACGCGGCAAAGAGGGGCUACUGCCGCAGGAAUCGGGGCGGUGCCGCCAGCAACAGGCCUGCUUCCCAUCCCUGCCUUACAAUUGUCACUACCCUCGCCGGCGGUGUCGCCAUUACCCUCGCCGGCGGCUGUGACAACACCGGCACCUGGGGCCGCGCACUUGGAAAACACCUCACAUGCGCCCCAAGAUCGGAAUCCAAGUCCACAAUCGCAGCUGCAGCAGCCACAGUCAUGGCACAGCCCCCAAUUCCGGGCAUCACGGGAGGGGCGUACUGCCCUAGCUGCGGUCUCACUGCCAGCGUCAACGGGCUUGUCGACUGCGGAGAGCAGCAUUGGCGGGCUGACUAUUCCUUUGCCGCCAGACAUCAUAAAAGGGCAGCAUGACAAGCCUCGGCAUCAAGGCAAGAGCCAGUGCCUGCGUCCCAGGGGCAACAUGUCAUCAACAUUCACGACGUCAAUGGCGGCACUUGUGAAGACAAUGCCUGGCCCCGCCAACCGAUCCCCUCAGCUGCUACCUGCAGCUCAGCCUUCUUCAUCCUCUUCUUCUUCUUUUUCUUCUUCUUAUGACGAGUCCUAGAUAGGAACAAUGGCUUAGACUAGAUGUUUCAAUUGGGUGGGCCUCCUGCAGUGAUGCACCCACCUCCAGGUGUUUUUAUUGUGUACAUCACAUGCAUGAGCCGUCGGAGCGGUGUGGGUAUCUUCUUAGGCUAUUCAAUUUGAGGAAAAUGAAUGUGGUCAGCGGCUCUGGCACCUGUCUGUAGCUCGGUGGAAACGCGACCACUCACUGCUAAGCAGAAUUCCGCCGUCACAUACGAUAACAUGUAGUUGCUGGCUGGGCUGUGCGUGCAACGUGGUUUCAAGCGCAAACUAGUGUAAGUGCUCAGGGCGGGACGGCCCGAGAGGCCGCCCUGCACUCCACAACCACGCUCUGAAAAUACCCCGCAUGGUGCAUGACCUCACAUCACGUGUUGGGUAUGCGGGCGUGGACCUGUGUUUUAUUAUUACAUUACAUCUGGGUUUCAACCU
Messenger RNA from Astrephomene gubernaculifera, 2304 nucleotides. The record is from the annotation of a GenBank genome assembly. Lineage: Eukaryota; Viridiplantae; Chlorophyta; Chlorophyceae; Chlamydomonadales; Astrephomenaceae.